Messenger RNA from Seminavis robusta, 1719 nucleotides. NCBI's taxonomy places the organism in Eukaryota, Bacillariophyta, Bacillariophyceae, Naviculales, Naviculaceae. The record is from the annotation of a GenBank genome assembly.
AUGAACCUCUCUCUUGCUUACAUCUCACUUUUUCUCUCUCCUUUCGCCUUGGCACGUCCCGACUAUGCGGCUCGUAUUCCUAAUGGUCGCUCGGUACCUCAUCCUGGGCCCCAGGGCGGCGUGUGGGCGGGCGUUGGCCAUGACAACGCCGCCGGUGGGGGUGCUCGCAAUCCUUUUGGUCUAGACUUUGCUUCCAACGGAUUUGAAUGGACAAUCCCUCUUUGUGAAGCCGAUUCAGAUGGGGAUGGAAGAUCCAAUGGUGAAGAGCUUGGAGAUCCCAGCUGUGAGUGGUCACCAGGUGAAGAACCAGCUGGGCCUGCUCUAUCCCAUCCCGGCAUUGUGGAUAACCCUAAAGACACUGUGCCCAAUCCUUGCGAAUCCUAUGAGGCUCCGCCCGAUGUACAAGUUCUUGACAUCAACUUCACGACUGCCAACGAAAUGAACGCAAGUCGUACGCAUUAUCGUUGUGAACAGCUCGUGGUGGAGUCGCCAGAUCCACUUGCCGCCCUUCAGCAAAUCAAGACCGAAGCACUGGUAGACAAUCCCAACGUCCUACACCACAUGUGGAUUUACCACUGUAUGGGCCAAGACAGCUCUGAUGGAAACAAAGUGGGACAAGGGUCGUAUGAAUGCUCGGGGAUGGAAUCCAAUUGUCAGAUCGUCGCAGGGUGGGCAGUUGGGCCAACCGAAUGGUGUGAACAUCCCAAUGUGGGCAGCUACAUUGAAUUUUUUACGUCUUCCGUUUUCAAAGUGGAAGCUCACUAUGACAAUUCCCAAGGAAUUGCUCAGUCGGAUCAAUCUGGAAUGCGUCUGUCCUUCACGGCAACACCAAGACCUCUGACUGGAGGCUUGUCUGUACUGGGCAUGAGCUAUUGGGACAGGCAGUUUUUGGUACCAAAGCAGCAGGAAUCCUUUGCUCUAACCAAUCUAUGUCCCAGCACAGCCACACAGUUGCUUUCAUCGCCAAUGUGGGUGUAUUCCUGGAAUCCUCACAUGCAUUUGUAUGGCAAAACAUUGGUAACAGAACAUUACCGCUGUGGUGUCAAGAUUGGGGAGAUUGGCCGCAUUGAAGACUUUGAAUUUGACAACCAGCAGUCUUAUCAUCUCGACCCCCCGGUCAAGAUUCUACCGGGAGAUGCCUUGGUAACCACAUGCACCUAUGAUACCACUACUGUGGACCAGGAUGUCCCCGGUGGAGAGUCGACAAGCGAAGAAAUGUGUGACAACUAUUUGACGUACUUCCCCUACAUUGGCACCGACUGGCAACCCAAUCUGUUUAGUGCGUGCAAUACCUUUCCGGAGGGCGAGAACCCGCGGUUUGCGGGCUAUGAUGACAGUACCCCCUUUGGCACGGUGGAUUUAGGCGGAGACGUCCUUGUGUGGGAUUGGCAGGCUGAUGCAACCAACAAUGUCGGGGAGUGUUGUGCCACGAGCACUUGCGAUACGGCCUACUUGUCCAACGAGGGCGAUCCCUGUGGAAUGGAUUCUGAUUGUGUGUCUGGCAGCACUUGUCAACUCAAUAUUUGUACCAAAGAUGAGAUAGGCGACAAAAACGAAUCUGAUACUAGAGGAGCAACUACAAACAAGAUCCAGAACUCUGAUACCACUGACGGCUCGUCAUUUGCUGAGGAUGGCGUGCAUGUGUCUUUGGCAGUUUCCUCAGCUUCGGUGACGUCGUGGUGCAUCUUUCUCAUCGUCCUUAUUGGAUGUGCUGUCUGA